This is a messenger RNA of Mizuhopecten yessoensis (Yesso scallop), 3695 nucleotides long. RefSeq lists its product as uncharacterized. The transcript has 3 exons. The record is from RefSeq and is a predicted model, not a curated record. NCBI's taxonomy places the organism in Eukaryota, Metazoa, Mollusca, Bivalvia, Pectinida, Pectinidae. Bases 220 to 2991 code for a protein of 923 amino acids.
UGCUCCUCUGCGCAUGCGCGGUGUUGUAAACAGUGAUGUCAGACGUUUCGAAGUGAGAUUUGGGUACGUUGGAAUUAAGAACUAUUGCGAUGAUGUGCAAUGCAUUUAUAUCAGUUGUUUUAGUUGGAUCGUAUAGCGGAAGCAUUUAUCUAUUGGGAUUUACAAGUUUCGUUGGCGUUAUCAUUGUUUAAUCACUAUAAAUCACACUAUCCUGCAAAAAUGGAAAAAGACGUAAACGUAAAUGACGAAGAGUCAUCUAUGUCGACUCAUGAUGAUGACGAUGAGAAGGAGGAGCAGGAGGAGGAAGAGGAGGAGGAGGACGACAAUGAUUCAGAUAACGACGAAAACGACGUUAGUGAACCAUCGAUAUCAAAAGGUCGUCGAAAACGGAAAAACGAUGCCGAGCCGAAACGCCUGUCUGCAACGAGAUCAACAUUAGAUAGAUCAGCGAGUUCGGACACUGGUGAAGCUCCUACAGAUGGUGUUGAAAAGACUGGUAAAGGAAAAGAAAAGUUGGACAUGAGUUUUUACAAAUUAAGGUGGUUUACAUUUAGAGACUAUAAGGUUAAAAAUGUAAACGAAGUGAUUAAAGACAAUUUCAACAACAAAUUGUCAUUAAAAUGGACGGGUGCAGGCGAUGCAUAUGGUGGCUUUCAUAUCCGUCUCUAUCGGAGAAAAACAUGUGGACCCUCUGCAAAAAUACUGCCCUCAGUCGAAACGGAAAUUAACAUCAAACACAAUGAUCUCAUGUUCUACUUCACAACAGAUAUCAACCCGACACAUGCGUUCUGCUUGUGUUCCGGACACUCAUAUACGCUUCUAAAUGGACACACGGAAAGUAAAUUCAACAAGACAAUGGCAAAACAUUUCAUGGAUGGAAAUUGUAUAACAUCUAAAAAGGCUGUUUGUAUAGCAGGACCCUCCAUUUCAGAACAACUGACAUUUUCACCAGAAGCCGUGCUUUUAAUAAGCGGGAACUACGAGAAGAUUAUCACUGGCUUAACUGCACGGAUACGCGAGGGAACAAAGUUGGCGAAGAUAAUUUGUAAUGGCAAGUCUGUCUUAAUGACAUUAGGGCUAAAGAAAUUGCAAAUACACAAGACGUUAGAUCUAGAAACGUUCUCGCAUGUAUUUAAUCUGUUUAUUGAGGCAGAUACAAAUCCAUCUCUCUUUCCUUUUGAUCCAAUACUAGUUGCUGCACUAGAUCACGCGGAAUAUAUUGGGAACCCUGUUCAGAUAAAGAAACUGGAAGACAAGCUGAUGGAAGAUGCACAGAAUCAGAAUGAGUAUAAACGAGUUUACCUGAGCCACAGAAAGGUUGAUGAUUGGGCUCACUCCUCCGAAAUCGAGCUUAUGCAUGGUAAAAACACAAUAGAGCGAUUCACAUCAGCACCAACAUUAGAUGCAAUGCGUGAAAAUUGGGAACAUCCUUUUGAUCAGAUUAAAAUUGCCUUCACAGCCAAAGACAAAACAAAGGUGAAAGGGAAGCUAAAACAAUUUCUACAUGGUAGGACUAUGUGCGACAAAACACAGUACCACAAGGUAGCAGGAAAAUGGUAUUGGCUGUCAGCUCAAUAUCAUGGACUGUUGACAAACAGGAUGUCUAUAUUUCUCAAAAGUCAUCUCAUCAAGCAUGAUGAAACUGGGUAUCUUCCGUUACCUUGGAAACCCCAAUCUCUACCGAAGAUCAGCACAACAUUUGAGUUCCUAUCCCAAAUUACACGUGAACAACUUUUUCCCUUGUUGAAAAAAAAGGUAAAGUAUCUGGAUCAAGACGAGAAGUCCUGCCUAAGAGGUCUUAACUGUAAAUUUAUCAAAUCUAAUCGUAACGGUGUCUUUGCAGAACUUAAAACAUGUCUGAGUCAACCACUACACAAACCUAAUACAGUUUUACGUAUGAUGUCUGGUUUAGAGCACGCAAUGAUGGUAUCAGCAAAAGAAGGACAGCCACUUGGCGAUUGCAUCGAAUCAUGCUCGAUUGAAAAAACGGAAAAGGGGGUCCUGAAAAAUAAACAGAAGGAAAUAGUUGCGAUUCUUCAAAAAGAACGGAAAGUCAUCGUUUCCAAUGAGGUUGUUAGCCCUAAUGUGCCUGAAGAAUUAUCAAAUCAUAUCUUUGAACAUUUACCAAAUGGCAUAAAAACUACAAAAUGUACAACGGAAGUUAUAGGUAAAGAAGUCCUUUGCUAUCUCAGAACGUCAUGCAAACAAAUAGAAGAGGACGAUUACAAUGAAACGUACCAAUCCAUUCCUGAAAAAGACGAUGGAUCAUUUUAUAUGCUAGGUGAUCGAGUACAAGGAAAAAGACUUCCAGAACUAUUUGAUGUAUUAUACUACAAAGCUGAAGAACCUGCCAAGCUGUACCUGUACCACGUCAAAAAAGGAUUUGGACAAAUGACCAGGGAUGCAUGCUCUCAGAUUAGGGUAUCAGCAAACCUUCUGUGGCACGAUUUGAUGGACUCCAGUUCCACACUACCGAACGUCAUGAAAUAUCGAAAACUUGCUCUUGAAUAUAAAGAUGACGGUAUUUGUAGAAUCAUGCUGAAACGGGCUAUGGAAGACAUGCCCAUUGACGAGUUUAAAUCAAUGUUUAGGGAGGUUUCAGAAAUCGUGUAUGUGUAUGCGUUUAUGGAUAAAGAGAAAGAAGACGGUUACCUGGACAAUGUCUCAAGUAUGAAGAAGUUAACAGAGGAGAGUGUAGGUGUCAAAGAAUUCAAUGAACUGAAAAAGGAGGGUUAUGUCGACAGAGACGGAACAUUGACAGACAGCGUCUUCCUGACAACUAAAGAAUCAUUCAUGAAACAGAUGAAGGGCAAAUUACCAGGUAAAAGAUUGCAAGAAAUAUAUAAUAAAAUGUCUGAGCAGACGGAGCAAAUUCCAUCGACGAUAGCACAGGUAGAACUGACGACCCUAGCCGAGGAGUUCACCAAGUUCCAGUGUUCUGCUCGGCGGUUUUCUCUCAAAGUAUGCCAGAUUUCAACGUGCAACACGUAGCCUCAAACGGACGAAUCUGCCACAGACUGUCCAUUUACAAACGGUUAUAAAGCUUACUUAUACCUGUUAAUGGUGUUUUCAAUUUCCAUUUGAAAUGUGCCUUGUCUUCAAAAACAAAUUUCAAACUUAAGAAACAAACACAAAAUAACUAAAAUAGUUUGAGCCCAAUAUGGAUAUGGACUAAGGGCUGUGUCAUGUUUUGUGAAAUUUUCCAUACAAGUUCUCCCAUUUCGAAUCAAAUAUGACCAUGUUUGUAUUGUUUUCUAAUUUGUUUCAAUAUUGUUGCAUACUGUAACAUAUUGUAACAAUUGUAGAUUAAGUACAAUGACGAUUGCCAUGUUACUGGGCGUGAUAAUUUUGGAAGAAUGCAUAGUCAAAACACUCGUGAUGCUAUUCAAUACAGCUUCUUUAUACACGUAGCAUUUUUACUAUAUGCGUGUUCUGUAUGUGAGGCACUGAAUUAAAUAUUAGGCAUAUCAGAAAUAUGCAACACAUUCUUGUGUUGACACCUUGUUACUCAAAUAUUAACAGUUUUUUUAAAGUUGGUUUUUAUUUGUACAGCGCAUGUGUACCACACGAACGAAAACAGCGUGAUUUGGGCAAUGUGAUCAAUUACAAGAGGAACACACUAACAAAAAACCCCGACUGAAAUAGCAUCCUGUCUUCAUAAAUACAGCAGCUAGCAUAUUUCUAUUAAUGAGCAA